UGGAGGGAGAGUAUCUAAAGGAACUAUCAAAAAGCGUAGAGACCUUGGAUAUCAAAUGGUAUAGUUCAGUGCCACUGAAGACGGUCCCUGGAAGCAUCAAAGAUUUUCUUAAUUUGACCCAGGAGUUUGUUGAUGAGUUUAGAAACAACAAAAACAAUUUGGGUGUUCCCAUUCGUGUAGAAUUGGUGCCAGUUAGCGAUUUGGACAGUGGUCAACAGGUGUAUCUUAAAAACAGACUUCUAGAUACAAAACUAGACGCUCUCGAAGAAAAGUUUGACGAUCUCUUGGCUACGAGAAAAGCCAUUGUUCAGUGGUUGGGAAAUAUCAACGUAUCUUUAACUGAUGAGCAAGAAGAAGAGAUCGGGGCAUUUAACGCAGAUUUGGAAACCGCACUUGGAUACUUCUACAAAGUAAUUGGAAAGUUAGACUUAUCACGUGAUGCUACGCAGCUUGACGAAGCCUUCAGAGCAUACUCUCAACCCCUCGAUGCUCUUAUUCCGAAUGCUUACUAUCGGAAGUUCCAAAAACUACGAAGCAAAAUAGAAAAUGACACAAACACAAUAGAUCGCCUGAUAAAACAGACUGCUGUCUAUAUCCACUGGGGAAAAAUAAAUUGCACCGGACUCCGUGUAUCUACCACUUACAGUGGAUACUCAGUAGGGCCAUCUGCAGAAACAUUUGGGGGUGGAGGAAACUUCCUCUGCACACCAGAAAACGGUUCAGUCACGCAUGAAAACAAGCAUCUCAAGAAUGACUGGCUUGUUUCUCUACAUGGAGCUGUAGUUGUUAUUCCAUUGACUGACCAGGAAGGGAAGUUGAAGUGUGCCAUGUGCAAAGAAGAGGGUGCAUCAGAGGUCCAGACUUUCUAUGGAAGAGAGACUUGCCCAAGUGGCUGGGUUCUACGUUACGAAGGUUUCCUUUUAGGAGGAACUAAAAUGUUUGUGUCUGGUUGGUUGUGUGUAGACAAAUCAGCAGAUAUCAAUGACAGUGGACAAGUGAAUAAGAAUGAUUCCAGAUUACAGGGGGUGUUUGCAAAGGUAUAUAGUGAUUCCAGUAAAUUAGUACCAUGUGUAGUGUGCUCACACUACUAGAAUACAUCUAGCUGGCUAGUUUUAGAUGUUAAACAUGGUAGGUAUUGUUGGUAAUUUUCUGUAAGGUUUUCACUAGAUGAAAUGUUGUAAACUCCUAUGAUUUUAACUCUAAAAUUAACAAUAUCCUCUUUAGACUUGUAUUCAGUAUUUCUGUAUAUACAACCUAAAAUCCUAUUUGCCCUACCUCUAGCAACAGCACACUGCCUGGGUGACUUUAGAAACUGAUCGAGUAUUACACCAAGAUCCCUUUCCUUCAUAACACUAUUAAGGUUAUUCCCAUUCAAAUUAUACUUAUAAUUCAAAUUAUGAUAACCCAUAUGCAUUAUCUUGCAUUUAUUAUAAUUAAAACCCA
Molecule: messenger RNA, 1443 nt
Organism: Limulus polyphemus (Atlantic horseshoe crab)
Lineage: Eukaryota; Metazoa; Arthropoda; Merostomata; Xiphosura; Limulidae
Exons: 5
Source: RefSeq, a predicted model, not a curated record